This is a messenger RNA of Diospyros lotus (date-plum), 1795 nucleotides long. Its product is annotated as abscisic acid 8'-hydroxylase 4. The transcript is spliced from 9 exons. NCBI's taxonomy places the organism in Eukaryota, Viridiplantae, Streptophyta, Magnoliopsida, Ericales, Ebenaceae. The record is from RefSeq and is a predicted model, not a curated record. Gene Ontology annotation, biological process: sterol metabolic process. The coding region runs from base 1 to 1410 and encodes 469 amino acids. Gene Ontology annotation, molecular function: iron ion binding; heme binding; (+)-abscisic acid 8'-hydroxylase activity.
AUGUCUACUUUUAUGUACAUCCUGCUCUUUCUCUGUUCUCUCUUUUCAUAUUUUUAUUCAAAGAAACAGAAGAGAAAACCAAAACAAAAGGCUAAACUUCCCCCGGGAACAAUGGGAUGGCCUUACAUAGGAGAGACUCUCCAACUCUACUCCCAAGACCCAGAUGACUUCUUUACUAAGAAGCAGAGAAGAUACGGGAACAUAUUCAAAAUACGCUUUCAUGGCUGCCCUUGCAUCAUGCUAGCUUCCCCUGACGCUGCACGGUUUGUGCUGGUGACUCAUGCCCACUUGUUCAAGCCUACAUACCCCAAAAGUAAAGAGAUGAUGAUUGGCUCUUCUGCACUAUUUUUUCACCAAGGUGACUACCAUAUUCGCCUGAGAAAGCUGGUUCAGAGUUCAUUGUCUCCAGAAGCAAUCAGAAAAUUUACUUGUGAUAUUGGAGCCAUUGCCAUCUCUGCGUUGGAGUCAUGGGCCAGUGGAGAAGUUAUCAAGACCUUCCAUGCAAUGAAGAAGUACUCUUUCGAAGUUGGCAUUCUCUCUGUGCUUGGUCACCUGGACAGAAAAUAUAGGGAAGAGCUAAUAGAGAACUACUGCAUAAUGGACAAGGGUUACAAUUCUUUCCAACCAAAUUUACCAGGAACCGCAUAUAAUAAAGCAAUCCUGGCACGAAAAAGGCUAGGUCAAUUGCUGAGUGAGAUAAUUUCAGAGAGGAAGGAGAAAAGGCUGCUGGAGAAGGACCUAUUGGGUCAUUUCCUGAACUUCAGAGAUGAAAAGGAGCAGAAAUUGACUGAGGUGCAAAUUGCCGAUAACAUCAUUGGGGUGCUAUUCGCUGCACAAGAUACAACAGCUAGUGCCCUGACAUUCAUUGUCAAAUACCUCCACGAUGACCAAAAACUUCUAGAGGCUGUUAAGGCAGAGCAGAAGGCGAUACAUGAAUUGAACGAUGCAGGAAACAGACCUUUGACAUGGGCUCAGACUAGAAAUAUGCCAUUCACGUAUAGGGUUAUACUGGAGACCUUAAGGACGGCAAGUAUAAUUUCUUUCGCCUUUCGGGAAGCAGUGGUUAAUGUAGAAUAUGGAGGAUGCCUAAUUCCAAAAGGUUGGAAGGUGAUGCCAUUGUUCAGGAAUAUCCACCACAACCCUGAAUUCUUUUCUGAACCCCAAAACUUUGAUCCAUCAAGAUUUGAGGUUGCUCCCAAACCAAAUACUUUUAUGCCAUUUGGCAAUGGGGUACAUGCUUGUCCAGGGAAUGAGCUUGCCAAACUGCAGAUUCUUAUUUUGGUCCAUCACCUGGUUACCAAGUUCAGGUGGGAAGUGGUGGCUUCCCGAGGUGGAAUUGAGUAUAGCCCUUUCCCAAUCCCUCACCAAGGGCUACCGGCCAUGUUUUGGAAAGAUUUUAGCACCAAAUAAGUGGGUUUCUAGCAGAAGAUGAUACCCUGUUCGGCUCAAAUUUACUUUCACUUAGCAUGAUACAAAAUCAGUAGCAGAACAACAGUUUGUCUUGGAGCAGCAUUUCAUGCCUAUUAAUCAUAUAUUCCUGUCCAAGACUUAAUGAGUGAGUUGCAUUUCCAUAUAAGAUUCAAGAUAAUCAUAUAUUCCUGUCUAAGACUUAAUGAGUGAGAGUUGCAUUACCAUAUAGGAUUCAAGAUUUUCAACUCCCUCAUCCCUCCUGCAUUUUUAUGGGUCUGUCAUUUGUCUCCAUCUCAUUUCCUACCUAUAUUAAUAUUAAUUGCAUAAGUUGUACUUCAUGAUUAUGACUAUAACUGUGUAAUAAAAGAGGAGUACUAUGUCUUAU